AUGUUAGGCACUUCAGGCAUAUCUACAGGCCUCACACAUGGCAAAGCUGCUGGGAAGGGCAGCGUCAGAGGCAGUGGCAAGCUUGGCUUUGAGCCAGCACGCGACGACGACAGGCGGCCCGACUAUGCGAAUAAGACUGGCUUGCUGCCCAGCAAUAGCAACACCAUCGUCGAGGGAGUGACGACCUUUGUCAUAGCCAGCUCGCUCACAAAGAUGCCCAAGUGA
Messenger RNA from Mixia osmundae IAM 14324, 225 nucleotides. RefSeq lists its product as uncharacterized. NCBI's taxonomy places the organism in Eukaryota, Fungi, Basidiomycota, Mixiomycetes, Mixiales, Mixiaceae. Bases 1 to 225 code for a protein of 74 amino acids. The transcript has a single exon. The record is from RefSeq and is a predicted model, not a curated record.